Molecule: messenger RNA, 2141 nt
Organism: Daucus carota subsp. sativus
Lineage: Eukaryota; Viridiplantae; Streptophyta; Magnoliopsida; Apiales; Apiaceae
Product: beta-fructofuranosidase, insoluble isoenzyme 1
Exons: 6
Coding region: 195-1973 (592 amino acids)
Biological process (GO): carbohydrate metabolic process
Molecular function (GO): hydrolase activity, hydrolyzing O-glycosyl compounds
Source: RefSeq, a predicted model, not a curated record
AUACUUAAUCUUCUUCUCUCAUCCAGCUAACAUCUCCCCCUUCCUUCCCUGCACCCUGCUCUCUAUAAAUACCACCAUCUCUACCACAUUUCUCGCAUCUCUCUCUCCCUCCUCUUCAUCUUUCUCUCCCGGAGAGAGACAAUAUCCAAGCCCCCGUUUUUAAUCUUCAAAUAUAAUUCCCUGAAAUUGCAAGGAUGGGUGUAACAAUAAGAAACCGUAACUAUGAUCACGGCUCUCUCCCGUUUCUUCAAUCUCUCCUAGCCAUCUUGCUUGUAUUAACAACCACAUUAUACAUUAACGGCGUCGAAGCCUUCCACGAAAUUCAUUAUAAUCUGCAGUCUGUUGGUGCUGAGAAUGUAAAGCAAGUCCACAGAACUGGCUACCACUUUCAACCUAAACAAAACUGGAUUAACGAUCCAAAUGGACCAAUGUAUUACAAGGGGGUAUAUCAUCUUUUUUAUCAGUACAAUCCCAAGGGUGCAGUGUGGGGUAAUAUUGUAUGGGCUCAUUCGGUGUCGACUGACUUGAUCAACUGGACACCGCUUGAGCCUGCAAUUUUUCCAUCUAAACCAUUUGAUAAAUAUGGAUGCUGGUCCGGUUCAGCGACUAUCCUUCCAGGUAACAAGCCUGUGAUACUCUAUACUGGAAUUGUAGAAGGCCCCCCAAAAAAUGUACAAGUUCAAAACUAUGCUAUUCCCGCCAACCUUUCUGAUCCUUACCUUCGGAAGUGGAUCAAACCCGAUAACAACCCGUUAGUCGUUGCCAACAAUGGGGAAAAUGCCACUGCUUUUAGGGAUCCGACCACAGCAUGGUUGGACAAAAGUGGACACUGGAAAAUGUUGGUUGGUAGUAAGAGGAACCGAAGAGGAAUUGCGUAUUUGUACAGGAGUAAAGAUUUUAUUAAAUGGACCAAGGCUAAACACCCGAUCCAUUCCCAGGCUAACACUGGAAUGUGGGAAUGUCCUGAUUUUUUCCCAGUAUCACUGAAGGGAUUGAAUGGAUUAGAUACUUCUGUAACAGGAGAAAGUGUUAAGCAUGUGCUGAAGGUUAGCUUAGAUUUAACAAGGUACGAAUAUUACACCGUUGGUACAUAUCUUACUGAUAAGGACAGGUAUGUCCCGGACAAUACAUCAGUUGAUGGUUGGGCCGGCUUGAGGUAUGAUUAUGGAAACUUUUACGCAUCAAAGACGUUCUUUGAUCCUUCUAAGAAUCGGAGAAUUCUGUGGGGUUGGGCUAAUGAAUCUGACAGUACUGCUCAUGAUGUUGCAAAGGGAUGGGCUGGAAUUCAGUUAAUUCCACGGACACUUUGGUUGGAUACAAGCGGGAAACAAUUGAUGCAGUGGCCAAUCGAAGAAUUAGAAACACUGAGAGGGUCAAAAGCUAAGUUUUCCACAAAACAAGAGCUGGCUAAGGGACAACUUGUUGAAGUAAAAGGAAUUACAGCUGCACAGGCUGAUGUCGAGGUGACAUUUUCAUUUAAAAGUUUGGCGAAAGCUGAGCCAUUUGAUCCGAAAUGGCUAGAAUAUGAUGCUGAAAAGAUUUGCAGCCUCAAGGGAUCUACAGUUCAAGGUGGAGUUGGACCAUUUGGCCUCUUAACACUGGCUUCAGAAAAGCUAGAAGAAUAUACUCCUGUCUUCUUCAGAGUGUUCAAAGCACAAAACACGCAUAAAGUUCUUAUGUGCUCUGAUGCAACAAGGUCCUCGUUAAAGGAAGGAUUGUACAGACCGUCAUUUGCAGGUUUUGUCGAUGUUGAUCUGGCCACUGAUAAGAAAAUCUCUCUUAGAAGCUUGAUUGAUAAUUCGGUUGUCGAGAGUUUUGGAGCUAAAGGAAAGACAUGCAUAUCAUCUAGGGUGUAUCCCACGCUAGCAGUUUAUGAAAAUGCUCAUUUAUAUGUCUUCAACAAUGGCUCAGAGACUAUUACCGUAGAGAAUCUGGAUGCAUGGAGCAUGAAGAAGCCCUUGCGAAUGAACUAACCAAUGCAGGAAGAAAACGUACAUGGAAAAUAUGUUGACUUAUGUAAUUUUGUUUUUCAUCCCGGAAUAGUCAUGCCCACAUUUGUAAUACAAUGCUAGAGCUGUCUCUCACAUGAUCAAUUCACUUUAUAUAAUAAUAUAUUUCUACCUAUUUAGGUUUUGAGAAUA